AUGGAUGAAUCGUUCGAUGAUCAAGACACUGAAUUCACGUAUGAAAUACCCGAUUGUUUAAUGGAAGGAGACUAUAUAGAGCUUCAGGGAAUCUGUCAUGGAGAACGGAUAAUUUUUGAACUGCUAACUAAAGAGGGCUCUACACAGAAUUUCACUGAUGAACUACCACUACAAAUCACCUUAACCAGCAAUGGCCCAGUAACUGUUAUCAGUCGUAAUAAAAAAGAAAUGGCAAAACAAGAACGAUUUGUGAAGAAUGGGAUUCAAGACAAUAUGCGUUUCGAGUUAUGUGUACAUGCUUCUGAAGAUAGUUACACUGUGAAAUUGAAUAAAGAGGUUGUUUGUGAACAAAAACAUCUUUUGCCUUUGAGUAAGGCAUUCGCACUAUCAAUGCAGGGAAAAGUGGAUAUAUUGUCUCUGGAGUUCAAAGAUAUAUAUUUUGAUGAAGACGAAAUGAACAAUACUGUUAACACUGUUGCUAACAACAGCAGCCUUAGAGUUGAUGAUAUGCAAUCAGGAUUUGUACGUGUUAACGAAUUACGACAAAGUUCAAUACGCAGAAAUGAUCCUCCAUUGUUGGUGCCAACAAGAACAGGCUCUAAACUGGACAAACAAUCGAUAAAAAGUAAAGAUAGUAAUCUAGAAGUUACUGCUUGGAAGACAUCAAACGAUUUAUCUAGAGCAGAUUUAGAUGUUGAUUACAAAGCAUCUACAUUAGAUCGAAAUUCUGGAAUGUAUUCAUAUCGUAAUAGUAACGAAUUUAGUCAAAACUCAGACUCAAGAAUAUCUGCAACAUUGCCCUCUGUAGGCAAACCACCUGUUGACAGAAUAACAGAUUAUGGAAUGGGCAGUCGAGUGACUCUAAAUUCAAAUGAUACACCUCAUAUAAAAGCUAAAACCCCUAUCCCGGGUUCUAGAAAAUCUGCUACUUUAAGUAGUAGCAAAAUUGACCAACUUCAUAAUGGUGAAGGGAGAAGUCAAACAGAUGCUGGUGAUUUACAUCGAGGAAGCUAUUAUGUGCUGGAUGAUGAGGAGCCUGUAAUUCCCAGGAUUACUGCUACAACAUCAACACCUAAUUUACAAGAAAAGAAUAAGAAAAAACGAUUCUCAUUAUUGGGAAAGAGCAGGAAAUCAACAGGUUCUGAGUCUGAUGUUCGUAAGGAUUCCAAGAAAAGCAAAGGAUCUGUACCAGAUAUUAAUUCAAAAUCUGGUGAAGGCGAGAAAAAGAAAAAGGGUUUACAUUUAAAAAAUCCCUUCAAACGUUCCAAGCCGAAAGAGUCGACACCUAAUGCGUCUUCAACAGUAAGUCUGAAUAGAUCUGAACCUAGUUUGGCUGGCCAUGCUAGAAUUCCUUCAAUAAAUGUGUCAACAGAAGAUCGACUGUCGAAAGAUUUGUCUAAAAAGCCGGCACCUGAAAUUGCAGCUUAUCUUCAUAAAUCAAAUCCAUCAACUGAGUUUGAUGCAGUUAACUUAACAGGUAGAAAAAGUUGGUCAGAAGAUGUGCAUUUCAGACCUCUAGCCUUAGGAGUAUACCACAGUGAUGAAUACGAAAACAUUGGCAGUCAUCGUGAUAAGGAAACAUCUGAUCAAAUCCAAAGAAAAUCUCUAAGCAGCCAAAGAAAACUACUUGAAAACUCACCGAGAAGUGAUAUACAUUCUCAUCUAAAACUCAAAGGUCCGGCCCCGGAGAUAGCAGCUGUAAUACAUUCGAAAGAUCUGAGCCCAAAGUUAGGCGAUACAACAAUUACUGAAGGUCCAGAGUCUCACUUUGUAUCAAUUACAACAGUGGAUGGAUUAAGAAAAAAUCCCCAGCAGGUCAGUGGACACAACUCCGACAUAGCGAACUUGAAACUAAAGGGUACAGCCCCUGAAAUAGCGUCCAGUAUCUAUUCAAAGAAACUGAGCCCAAAUAUGGGGGAAACCACACUUACUCAGAGCUCAGAUUUAUCGUAUACACCAGUUUCUACAGUCAGUGGUACAGGUAACAAGCCAUUUAAACCAUCUGGAAGUGCUCCUGAGAUAGCAGCUCAAAUUUACAAAACAAAUAUCCCGAAAAGCUACCUUAUCCUGAUUAUUCUAUAUCUGGUACCAGUGAAAACAAUAGAUACAGUGAACUCAGUAACGGAAAUCAGGCCUCCUCGUAAAGCUAUUUCACUAAGUGAGUAUCUAUCAGAUGCUGAAGGUACAGAAAGCGGAGGCAGUGAUGUGUAUACAGACAACGAAUGGUAUCUAGAAGUAGGUAAAAGUCAAUAUUAUUUCGAUCGGAAACGUUCGUUGAAAAAUUACCGUUCAAAACGAUCAACAAGAUUGGAAAGGGAAGCAAGGCGUCAAAUGGGACUAAACAGAAAUGAUAGUCAAGAGUCAGCAAGUAGCAGCAUCUCAUCUCUUAAACCAACUGAUAGAAAACUGACACCCAAAUAUCGAAAACGUACUGGUGCUAGAAAAGAAGACGUUUCGUCUUGGUUGAAUAGUCAUAACUCACCUCAUGGUUCAAUAUACGUUGACGGUAAUAUAAAGCCUAUGUAUAAGUCGUCUGUGCAAGCAGUGGCCCCUAUGGAACAACAAGUGUCGAUAUAUAAAUGCAUAUUAAAAGAUAUUGAUCAGUCGAUAAGGGGUGAUUCGACUAUUGAAUUACCAUAUCCACUUACACUUGGUCGCAGUGCAGACGUUUAUGGCUACUUCAAAUAUAAUUCACCUGUUCAUCAAUCCUGCCUAGUAAAACUUGGGUUUGCAACCUCUUGUAUGGAGCACGAUGAGUUUGAAACACUUUAUAUUCGAGUAUGGUCAAAUGGCGGUUUAGAUGUAUUGAAUAGUUUGGGUUCCAAUUCAGAAAUAAUUGUCAGUCCAACUAAUUUCUUGCAAUAUACAACAAAUGAAAAUACUGCACCUACCUCUAGUGAGGAACAGAUAUCAAGAUUCCAUUUGAAGUUCAUAUAUCAGAGCUUCUACUUGGCUAUUACUGCGAACAAUCUGUUUACUUUGCUUGUGAAUAAUAUUCUGCCAAAGUCAUCCAAUUAUCAUUUGAAAUCACUUUCUCUUGAGAAUUCUACAAAUGCUGAAUUGGAUAGAUUUGUCAUGCCAAGAAAUUUAAUCCUACCUCUUGUUAUUCGUUCGGCAGACGGAUCUUGUCAGUCAUUUGCACUCAGUCUCUUGACAAAGCUAACAGCUGAUACUAGAAAAGUUAUGAUUGAACUCAUUUUUGAGACAUUCAAAAACCCUAAGGAAGUCUGUCUACAAGUUGUACUCAACUUUGAAAAAAGUUGUUUAAUUAUACAGGAGAAUAAUUGUGAAAUCGAGGAGUACAAAGAACAUGCGAAAAGUGAGAUAGAAUUCAUUCCUGAACAGAUACGUGAAACUCAAGUUCACUGGUUCAAGAACUCACUGAAGAUAUUUUUGAACGCCAAUGAAUCAGUUGGUUGCAGUUUUGAACAGCACAAUCUAUUUAAUCGUUUAUCACAUAUCCGAAUCAGUGGUGACUUUAUGCUCUUAGAUGCACAGCUCUAUCAUGGAUCAAAUGACACACAUCAUUAA
Molecule: messenger RNA, 3531 nt
Organism: Heterobilharzia americana
Lineage: Eukaryota; Metazoa; Platyhelminthes; Trematoda; Strigeidida; Schistosomatidae
Source: the annotation of a GenBank genome assembly